This is a messenger RNA of Adineta steineri, 522 nucleotides long. The record is from the annotation of a GenBank genome assembly. Lineage: Eukaryota; Metazoa; Rotifera; Eurotatoria; Adinetida; Adinetidae.
AUGUAUCAACCGUCAGUUUUUUGUCUUAAACUACAACUUCAUUUUGGUGGUGAUAUUCAUGAAAUAUCAGUACCAACUUAUAAUGGUGCUGAACCAACUGUAACAGAUUUAAUGAAUGUCAUUGAACGUGAUUUUCGUGUACCACGAGCAUUACAAAAUCUUAUCUUUCAUGGUCAAGAUUUACAUCCAUAUACAAAUGAACCAUUAAGUCGUUUUGGAAUCAAAAAUGGAGUUCCUAUUCGAUUAGUAGGUCGAAUGACUCCACCGGAUAUGAUUCAACAAGUCAACAAUCAAUAUAAUGUUAAUUCAUAUCAACAAUCAUGCUAUGAUCAACAAUCUUGUUGUAUUCAUCAACCGAACGCAAUUGCAACAUUUCAUACCUGUGAACAAAGUUUACCUUACUAUCCUCAAGAAUAUCAACGUACACCAGAUGUUUCUGUUGGUACUCAAUAUGAUCCACCUUCAUCGACAGUAUCUCCCAAUCAAAAUCAACCACCUGCAACACCUAACCAAGGACAUUAA